UUCCACAGUACUUCCGCUCGCUCCUCCACGAACUUCCGCCCAGGAUUUCAACCCAGGCCUCCCUCACUCUCUCUUCCAACGCAUCUCCUCCGAGCACAACGCCGCCGGUCCCUCCUCUCCCUGCCGGAUCCUCCACCCGCCACUCCUCUUCCGGUCCAGUGGGAAGAGGAGAUCCAUUCGAGCGAGGACUGAUUCCUUCUUAUGUUGUAACUGGCAAUUCAGCUAGACCAUAAUUAUGAGUCUAGCUUGUCUAGUAUGCUAUGGCAUGAACAGCCCCUCACACUCCUUCAGAAGCUAUUCGGUCUCAAGCUCAGAGGAGGAAACCAGGUGUGGAGCUGUGGUUGCCUGCCUAUCUUGGAAAGCAAUGGCUACUGGAACUGCUAAUGGUGUUGGGACAUCAAAGGUGACCCCUUUUCCCCUAAUGGCUGCUGGUAAGAGCACCGAGGGUGCUCCUCGCCUUCAAAGGAGCCAUGCUGUUUCGAGGGACCUCGUCAGAAACUGGAACUUCGAUGAGAUUGUUGUUGGAAACUAGAUCAGGGUGCCAGCGGUUCGUUCCAGGUUGGACAUCAAGCUAUCAUCUGGCAGGAGAGUCAGCACUUGUUGUAAAUUUCCUAGUAUACAUCUGGGUAUCCAUGUACUAUAUCAGUACCUACUCAAUUGAUGAGGAAAUAUUAGAAGUGUACCGGUACUUCAAGAAACAAUAUCUUGUUUGUUAUAUAACUGCUAACUUGUGUAGUUACAUCAUUUUUUAGUGUGUUCUUUUGCUGUUACCAGACAUGAACAAUAAGCUAAGAUUAUUUAUGUACCUCUGGAUAAUACCUAUUUAGAUGGUGCCAUAUCAAGUCAAGUUUCAGGGAA
This is a messenger RNA of Phragmites australis (common reed), 858 nucleotides long. RefSeq lists its product as uncharacterized. The coding region runs from base 236 to 532 and encodes 98 amino acids. Lineage: Eukaryota; Viridiplantae; Streptophyta; Magnoliopsida; Poales; Poaceae. The transcript is spliced from 2 exons. The record is from RefSeq and is a predicted model, not a curated record.